Paramecium sonneborni is the source of this 2600-nucleotide messenger RNA. The record is from the annotation of a GenBank genome assembly. Lineage: Eukaryota; Ciliophora; Oligohymenophorea; Peniculida; Parameciidae.
AUGCAAUUGAUAGGUAAUACUUAUUUAAUUUUGAUAAGAUAAAGCAUAAGACUAUGACUCAAAUGCUCGAUUAAAUUAAAGAAAAUUAAUAAGCAUAAUAUGUGAAACUAAUAAAGAGGCAAGAGAUUAUUUAUAUUUUUUGAAAUAAAGAGAGGAGGAAGAACAAGAAUAAAUGCCUAAAACUGAAGUUUUUUCAAUAUUUAUAAAAACCAUAAUGGAAGUAUCUAAUCCGACCUCUACCUUUAGAAUAAUAUGGGAAUCAAUAAGCAUGUUAUUUAUUUUUGUGUAAAUGAUAUACAUUCCAAUGGCAUUAUCAUUUUCUAUAGAAAAUUAAAUAGGAAUGGAAAUAGUGAAUGAUAUAAUGGAUAUCUUUUUUGUAAUGGAUAUGCUACUAAAUUUUCGACUAGCAUAUUAUCAAAAGUAACCAAAAAUCUUAUAUUAUAAGUGGAAAAUUGGAGUGUCGCUUAAAAUAUAUAGCAUUUAAUUAUCUAAAAUUAUGGUUUUGGAUAGAUGCGAUUGCAGUUCUUCCUUUUGAUUUAAUGAUAGGGAAUGAUGAUAAUUCAUCAACCCAAAUAUUAAAAAUAGUAAGAUUGUUUAAAUUUGUGAAAAUUGUACGUCUCUUAAGAGUUUUAAAAUUAGGAAGAAUUUUGAUAAAAAUAGAAGGUAUAUGAGAAAUAAUAAUAGAUUAUAGAGACAUUUUCAAUAGAAUAAACACUGUAAGCAAUAAUAUAAUUCUUAAAAAUAACUGCAAUGAUAUUAUGUAUAGCACAUUGGAUAGCUUGUAUUUGGAAUAUAGUAGAAUUUGUAGAUGAAUAAAUAGAAUUAACAUGGAUGACAUAAUAUGGAAUUCAUGAUGCACCUUGGGAAGUUAAAUAUAUAACAGCAUUUUAUUUCAGCAUAACUACUAUGAUAACAGUAGGAUAUGGUGAUAUAAGUCCAAAUACAAAUUUAGAAAUGAUUUUUGGUAUUAUUGUAAUGGUUUUGUCUUCAGGAGUAUUUGGUUAUAGUAUGUCAAGCUUGAUGUUUAUAAUUUAAGGAGAAGAUUAGAGUAUUGCUGAAAUUAAGUAAUAAAAUCUAAAAAUCAUUAAGUAAAUAAUAUAAUAAAUUAUAAUUAGAUAUAUUAAAUAGAAAAGUAUACCAAAAUAAUUAUAAAUUAGAGUAAAGAAUUAUUUGGAAUGGUUAGAAGGAUCUGCUUAAGUAGCUAAAAAUUCAUAAAUGGUUAUAUUAAAUAAUUUAUCAUCAAAUUUACAUACUGAAAUCUUAACUUUGUUACAUGGUAGAAUUUUAAAAUAAGUUAAUUUAAUUAGUAGGGAAUUCUCUUCAUAAUUAAGAAAUAAAUUAAUUUAUGUUUUAAAAGAACAUCUUUUAGGUCCAGAAGAAUAUGUUUUUAAAGAAAAUUAAGUAGACAGUAAUUUAUUAUAUUUUAUUUAAAAUGGUUAAGUUGAGAUUUGUUUAACAAAAAGAGAGUUUUCAUUAAAAUUAUUAAGUAAAGGAGAUUAUUUUGGAGAAAUUAGUUUUUUUAGUAAAUAUCCUAGAACAGCAAGUGCUAGAACACUUGAUUUUGUUAAUUUAAUGAGUUUAAGUAGAAAAGAUUUGUGGGAAUAAGCACAUGAUUUGGAUUCUGAUUUAGAGAAACUUUUCUAUAUAAAAAAUUGUGUUGAUGUUGAAAAUUCAUUAAAACCAUUAAGAUUAAGAUGUUAUAUUUGUGAUAGACCACAUCAUAUUGCAAGAAAUUGCACAAUUAUGCAUUAUAGAGUUCGAAGAUUAAAAGUUAUUGAAAAUUAUUUAAAAUAAAAAAAUAACAGAGUGAAAGAUUUUAAAAGAAGAUAUGGAAAACCAUUAAUUACUUCAUCUAAAAUUAUUAAUUCAAAAUCUGAUGCAUUAUUUAGAUAUAGAUUUCUAUAAUCAAAAUAAUUUGUAAAAACUAAUAAGCAUAAUGAAAGUAUUGAUGAAUCGAUUCCUGAUUAUUCUAAACUAUCAACUUAAUUUGAAGACAAUGAUUUUUGCCUUGAUAAACAUCGUGAUUAUUCGGAAUUUUAUUCAGAAUUUAAUCCAUCAAAAAUCAUUUCUGAAAUAAAUAAAUAAUCUGAAUUAAAAUUAUAAGAAAUGAGAGAAGAAAAAGAAUAAAUAGCUAUUAGAUUUAGAUAAAAUUGGAUGAAUAGUAGAAAAUAAAAACUUUUAUAAAUUGCCCCUCCAAGAUAAUCUAAAUUAUCAUUCGAUACUCAAAAGAUUUUUUCAUCUGAGAUCUAACAUAUUAUUUUUUCUGAAGAUUCUUCUAGUUCUCAUUCAUCUUGUAAUUUAUUAACUAAAAAAAGUGUUAGAGGAAAAAGAUUAUUAGAUGUAUAAACAUAGAAAUAAUUAUUGUAUGUAUUUUGACAUCUAUUUUAUUUAGAGUUAAAAGAUCUACAUCUCGUUCAUAAUUAGAAAAACUUCUACAUAAAAAGCCAAGUUCGAUUGAAUUCAAAAUCAAACCAAAUAAAAUUAAAAGAUAGGUUUCAUUGCAAGUUUAAAAUAACCGUCAUACACCUUUAGAAAUCAAACAAUUUUAAAAUACUAAUCUUAAACUUUUAAUCAUUAAUAAAUAUUUAGUCUUCAAAUGA